Molecule: messenger RNA, 612 nt
Organism: Phodopus roborovskii (desert hamster)
Lineage: Eukaryota; Metazoa; Chordata; Mammalia; Rodentia; Cricetidae
Product: claudin-4-like
Exons: 3
Coding region: 1-612 (203 amino acids)
Biological process (GO): cell adhesion; bicellular tight junction assembly
Cellular component (GO): plasma membrane; bicellular tight junction
Molecular function (GO): structural molecule activity
Source: RefSeq, a predicted model, not a curated record
AUGGCUCCCCUGGAACUGGAGGCAGCCAGUUUCUCUCUGGCUAUGCUGGCCUGGAUAGGCACCAUUGUGUGCUGUUGGCUGCCCAAGUGGCGUGUGAAGGAAAUUUCUGAAUGCACAGUCAUUUGGGAGGGCUUGUGGAACCUGUGUGAGGCUGACAAACUCCAGAGCCUGAAGUGCAUGAUGUACAACUCCCGCCUGGUACAGCCACAUAUCGCGAAUGAAGAAAAGAUCAUGAUGGCGGCAAGUGUGUUGUUCCUGGGGUUUGGUCUGCUGCUGCUGGUGUCUGCGUCCUGGGUAACACAUGAUGUCAUCCUUGGCAUUGCCAACCUUCAAACAGUCUCCCAAAGGAAACCAGAGAUGGGAGCCUCACUCUACCUGGGCUGGCUCAGCUCCCUGCUGCUUCUGCUGGGAGGGGCCCUUCUGGGAGCGGCCCACCUGUGGUGCGAGGUCCCAACUAACAAUGACAGUCCAGUGUUCCAGAGGAGUUCACCUCUGAAAUUACGCAGUCUGCGUCCCUGGCACCUCAGCCACUUGCUUGCAGAAGAUAAACCUCGGUAUUGGAAACCGCCUUCUCCUGGCUGGCAGUCGCUGUGGUACUAUGGGAACAUGUAA